AUGGGUCUCAUGGGUCUUGGCUAUCGACGACCUGAAUUCGUCGACAAAGACCAAUUCAGACGAACUCAAUCGUCACUAGACGAGAAUGACUCCCUCAGGUCUGGGAGAUCCAACGCCUCUGCCGGCAUCCCAAGCGCUUUGACCUUUGACAAGAUCAUAACCGGUGGCACUUGCCCUCCUUGCACUGUCCGUGACUUCAUGAACUAUCUCAUAUACAUUGAGAGAUCAGCCGAGAAUCUGCAAUUCUUCCUCUGGUAUCGUGACUACGUCAAGCGCUUCAAGGAAGCCGACACGUCGGAUAUCAACCUCGCCCCCGAGUGGACACAGGCCAUGGAGGAGGAUACCGUCACAAGACUCCAGAAGGAGCAGGCAGACAAGAUGCGGAGGGAGCCAGCUGGCGCCGAGAUCUUCAAAGGCACUGACUUUGAGAAGCGCCCUGGCCCUACCGUCCAUGAGACCAAGGACCCUUUCUCCACGCCGCCCCGCACACCCGGCGAGCAGGACUCUCAGUACACUGGAUCGAAUGCUUUCAGCUAUCGGUCGCAAGCGAACGAUGCCUUCAGUGCUGCGGGUGCUAAAGUGCCUUUCACUAUCCAGCCCUUCCGAGCGGAAAUCGACCGUGUCAUUGCCACAUACAUCAUGGAUGAGGCACCACGGCAACUCAACCUCUCAUCCCGGGAGCAGAAGGCGACCCUUCAGGCUCUCGCUUACACCACGCACCCGUCUGCCUUCCGCAUAGUCGCCAAGUCCAUCGAGUCUACGCUCCGGCAGCAAGCCCACCCCAACUUCAUCCGCUGGUCGAUCUGCAACGGCAACCCGGCGCGCGUCUUCUUCGCCCGCGGGCUCGGCGUAUCUCUCAUCCUCAUCAGCACCGUGGUGGCUAUUGUGCUGACACUUAGCCGCGCGCGCAGAGGCUACGCGGCGCUGGCGGCGAUCGGGUGGGUGCUGGGCAUCUCGACGCUGGUGGCGGCGUGGAAGGGCAUGUGCGUGGUGCUGCACGGGAUGCACCACCGGCACGUGCGGCCGUGGGAGCUGUUUGUGGACCCGGAGGAGCAGCUGGACUCGCUGUCGGCGACGGAGAGCGGCUCCGGCUCCGGCCCCGGCCGCGGCCGCAAGACGACCAAGGACUCGUUCGACUCGUUCGGCAGCGCCAACAGCUACGAGGAGGAGCCGUGGGUCGUCAAGUACCAGCGCCGCAACGUCAUCCGCAAGAUCUUCGACCGCGAGGUCUGGAUCCAGGAGCCCGCCCUGCGCCAGAUCCAGGACACCAUCUUCGUCCAGAGCAUGCUGUGCGCGCUGCUUGCUGCGGGCGCCCUGACGGCUCUCUUCGUGGCUGUUCCGAGGGGCCACUUCUUCUAA
This is a messenger RNA of Phaeoacremonium minimum UCRPA7, 1359 nucleotides long. RefSeq lists its product as hypothetical. The record is from RefSeq and is a predicted model, not a curated record. The transcript has 3 exons. NCBI's taxonomy places the organism in Eukaryota, Fungi, Ascomycota, Sordariomycetes, Togniniales, Togniniaceae. The coding region runs from base 1 to 1359 and encodes 452 amino acids.